AUGCAUCAUGAAAAAGCCCAGCGCUAUAUCGGCCUUUUGGAGGCGGCGCGCGUGGCCGGCCAGUGGAAAGAAUUUCCAGAGCUCAUAAGAAAAGUUACCAAACAUGCCCCUGAUCGAAAAUGCUUGAUACGGGUUGCAAGGUUCGAACACGACGUCGCCAACUACGCUUCUGCGCCAACCCGAAGACCCGGCACUGCCCAUACGAACCAGCCUGUCCCAGAUACCCAAGCUACUUCCCUCGAAGAAGAACUCUGUGCAACAGGACAUCCAUUUGAAGAGGUGGUACAAGGCCAGACAUGCUUGCUUUGGGCGCGUUGGGUGGGAGCACACAAAACAGACCGUCAAGUCCCCGCUGUUACCUUCGAACCCGUGCGAACCGCUGCAGACGCCGUUUCGACAUGGACGAAGAUCUGCGUGGUCAAAGCGGUUUACAUCAGAGGAAUGCUCUUCGUACAAGCUGGCGAGCACAAGGAGGCAAAAGAAAUCCAAGACUCUCUGCUCCCUUGGCUAGAUGCUAAUAGGAGCCUCGUCGUUUCCACCCCUCAACUCCUCUAUUGGGCACAACAGUUGCUUGCUCGGGUUGCGCUGGGCCAGAGAUUGUCAGUUGCGGACCCCGCCACUAUCAGUGAUCACGAGUCGGCCUCCUUCAGGCUCCAAGCAUUCCGGCAUUGGGCUGUUCUUGCGGUCAAGGACCACGAGGUAUCGGCCUCAACUUACGGCAACGGUCCAGGACAUCUGUCGAAGCUUGAGACAUGGGGAGCUUAUUACAGAUUCCUGUCCGGCGUUCUGCAAAACAGACAAGGAAUGGCUCACCAUGUCUCUAUCGAACGUUCUGACUUGGCAUUUGAGUUACGGCGUGUGGAAACGUCUUAUGAGAAUGAACUCUUACAAAACGUUCAAUUUCCGAAAGCCACUGAAUCCAAUACGGUCAUAGAAACGUGGGUGGAAGAAUUCAUUCGCAACUGGCAAAUCCUUUGCGGUCCUCACUGGUCGGACUCGGACCUGGGCGAAGGCGGUCGCAAUUCAUGCGGUAGAAACGUGCUCGACAUGCUUUAUCGAGCGGCCGCAAAAUCAUUUCACUCUACUCUAAUCCUACGCCGUUUAUUUCAAGUACACAAAGCCUUGACAGACUUCGACUUGGCUUACAAGGCUCUGGACACCUACAUCGAGUUAAUGGAUCGGGCGCGGGCGGGCGCUGCUAAAUAUGAAACUCCGACGACCAGCAGAGACAGCGAUGAAGUCUUUAUGAAAACCAUCGCAGAAGGAAUUGAGGGCCUGUGCUCUUUCGGACGUCAUGUUGAGGCGGAAAAAGCGCAGGAGCUGUGCGACAAGCUCCAAGAUCUCUUGGAGGAGCUUGAGCUGCCUCCUACGAAUUCUAUUCCCAAUGGCUUUGCAGCGAGAACGAAUGGAGAAGUCAACGGAGAAAAGCCAAUUCCUCCACGUCUCUCCGCCGAUUUGCUAGAGGCUGUCUACCGAGCCAUUGGCAUAGGAAAAGCCCAGUGGGCUCGAUGGACGCCUUUCAACGAGGAUCGGACGAACUUGCAAACUGCUGCGAUUGAAUGUCUGCAGAAGGCGGCAGCACAAGAUCUCCCGCCAGCAAAGCAACUGCGCACCCUGUAUGCGUUAAGCCAACUGCUCGCGCAGACACGAGACAUUGACAAAGCGAUUGCGAUUGUGAAGAAAGCCCUGGCUUGGGAAACGGAGAAACUUGAGGAAGACGGCAAUUACAGCGUGCAGCGGCAGUUGCUGCCAUUUUGGCAUCUGUUAUCUCUUCUUCUUACCUCGCGGCAGAACUUUGAGACGGCAAAUCAGAGCUGUGUGGCGGCAUUCGAGCAAUUCUCUCCUCCAGAGAUAAUCUUUGGCGAUUUCCCGAACGGUUCGGUGGUCGGUGGAAGAUUGGUCAGUGGUUAUCGGAAAGUCGGGCUGGUCGACGAUAUGGAAUGUGACGAAUUGCAGAAAAUCAUCGAGAUUCGCAUCACAGAACUUGCAUUGACGGAGCUUAUGGAAGGUCCAGAGCAUGCCGUCAACAACAGCAACGACUUGCUUGCAUUAUAUUCCCGGCUGUUUGGACGACACGGCGUGAUCGCUAUCAGCGAAGAAACAUCCAGAAAAAGAUCGAUCCAACCACCCAAAAGUUCGGGUGGCACAGUAAGGAGUCUUCCCGGCAAGCUGUUUCACCGAAAAAGAAUGGGAAGAUCGAGCGAGUCGUCCAAAGGAGUGCCGAUCAAUAUCGCUCCUUCAAUAGCGGAAGAAAUACGGCCCAGCACCCAAGCGACUCAAGCGACCGAAACAACCCAAGCACCAACGAUCCAGGUCACCAAUGAAGACGGGAAGCCAUCGCCGCACAAGCACAAAAUAUUCCAUCUCCACGACCAUAGCAAAGAAGGGAAGCGUCAUUCUUCAGCUCCGCUGCCCACGAAAGGUCCGAGGCCAAGGACCUCGAGAUCACUGAGUCGAGGAAGGAAGGAGCCGAGUCAUCCAUCAAGCACGAGACAAUCGUUUGAGACCACGCAGGAGACGGUUCUCAGCUCGGAGGCUACGGCGGAAACUGCUCAACCCGAAUUGAGGCCCCAAUUGGAAACCAUUCAUUCGGCCGAUGUUCCAGAGGUGCCCGUGUCUUCGGAUCAUGAUGCGAGUGAAGGAGCCAAACAACCCCUCAAGGACAUCCCGCACAACCUCGCAGCGCACGAGAAGGUGCCACCACCGGCGCAACACCAAGAUCAACCUCCUGAGCAAGAUGUCCGAUUGCCCGUCGUGGGACCGGGGACACUGCGGACGGAUCCCAUACCGCGGUUCCCUCGAGCGGCAUCUCAGAGGCAUGCUCUGAGUAUACUGGUCAAAAUCUGGCUGAUUAUUGCGACGCUAUACCGAAGAGGCAACAUGUUUGACGACUCGCGGGAAGCAUGCGACGAGGCGGCUAAAGUGGCCUUGAAGAUUGAGGGCAUGGUUGCCAGCGUGGAAAGUUCAGCACGGGCAUUCAGUGACGGUGGAUGGGGCGGCGGCGGGAAUAGCUCGGACGAGCUUUGGGCUGACGUGUACUGUGAGCGAGCUGAGUUGCUAAUGGCGAUUGCCCGAGCUCGCGAGGAAAAAGAAGGCGCUGUGUCCUCUGAAGGAAUACGGGAGGCGGUGGACAACUAUGAGCAGUGUCUGAUGUACUUUGCCGACCACGCCGGAGGGAUCGUGGGCCUGAGUAAUGUGCUCUUGGACUACUACGAACGCAAAGUGGAGCUAGCACGGCGGAUUGACAACGGCAAAGCAAGAACGGAAGAAUCACAGCAGUUCCAACAGCAGGACGAACCCAGUCGGCCGAAGCACAAGCGAGAAUGGAGCCGAAUCUCGACAGGCGCCACCACCGGCGGUUGGUUUGAGCUGGAUGGUCAAGCCGCGAACGCAGCCACGCCUUUGGGAGCGACGAGCACUUCGUCGGUGAGAGAAGAGGAUCUUAAGAAGACGCCCGAGAACCUCAACAGACUGGCAGCUCGCGACAGGGCAUACGGAUUGCUAUCGACACUGACCAAAUUGGGGUCCGGUUGGGACAAUUCGGAAGCGUGGUUUGCGCUGGCGAGAGCUCAUGAGUUGGGUGGCGAGGUGGACCGAGCGAAGGAGAUCCUGUGGUGGUGCGUCGAACUGGAAGAUACGCGGCCCAUUCGACACUGGAGGAACGUUGGGUGUGGAGGGUACGUACUCUGA
Molecule: messenger RNA, 3690 nt
Organism: Cladophialophora psammophila CBS 110553
Lineage: Eukaryota; Fungi; Ascomycota; Eurotiomycetes; Chaetothyriales; Herpotrichiellaceae
Exons: 2
Coding region: 1-3690 (1229 amino acids)
Molecular function (GO): protein binding
Source: RefSeq, a predicted model, not a curated record